Messenger RNA from Nematostella vectensis (starlet sea anemone), 2320 nucleotides. Its product is annotated as cytochrome P450 3A41. The coding region runs from base 76 to 1521 and encodes 481 amino acids. NCBI's taxonomy places the organism in Eukaryota, Metazoa, Cnidaria, Anthozoa, Actiniaria, Edwardsiidae. Gene Ontology annotation, molecular function: steroid hydroxylase activity; iron ion binding; oxidoreductase activity, acting on paired donors, with incorporation or reduction of molecular oxygen. The record is from RefSeq and is a predicted model, not a curated record. The transcript is spliced from 3 exons.
UUGAUAUAUCGCCUGACUUUUAUUAAGCAAACACCUUCAGAAGCAGUUUAUACCAACCAGCCAACACCUCUCAAAAUGUACUGGCUCCUGGCUAUUGCUGUAUUGCUGGUUUUAUUGUAUUGGAACGGUGUCAAAAACUACUCAAUUCUUAAGAACGAGCCCCUCAAAGGACCGGAACCGUGGCCCUAUAUCGGUAAUUUACUAGAGGUCGGCAAAUAUGGCGGCUUGCAUAAGAUGCAACUUCAUUUUAGCAAAAUAUAUGGCCGUGUUUACAAGCUGUUCAUCGGUAGAGCACCAACUAUCGUCGUCUCAGAUCCUGAAAUUAUCAAGCAGAUUCUUUUAAAAGAGUUCAACAAGUUCCCCGAUAGGCCAGCAUUUAUCAAGUUCGGUCGGCCGUUCAACUCUGGGCUUUUCAUCGCUAGUGGAGAAACAUGGAAACGAAUUCGUUCUACCCUGACUCCAAGCUUCACGUCAGGGAAACUGAAGAAGAUUGUACCCAUUUUCAAUACUGCUUCAGAUAACCUGUCUGCCAAAAUCGAGAAAUUGGCAGAUUCAGGGGAGAGCGUGGACUGCAUCAGGUUGUUCAGUCUAUUCGCACUGGAGGUCAUCAUGAGCGCGGCAUUCGGAUACCAGGCAGACGUCCAGACUGCCCCUGACGAGGAGUUCGUCGCCAAGGCCAGAAACGUGUUCGCUAUACCUGCGUGGCGUCGAUUCUUUUCCAUGAUCCCCUUUGCGGACUUCUUUGGCAGGUUCAUGACCCCGAUGAACUUCGGCCACUAUUUUCUCCAGAUGGCGGAAGGAAUGGUAAAUAACCGCAUAGCAGAAGGAGGGCGUGGUCGCAACGACUUUAUUCAGCUUAUGCUAGAUGCGCAGGCGCAAACGAUAGAAGGCGUGCCAAAGCUGACACCGGACCAAAUUGCAGCACAGUCCGUGACCUUUCUCAUCGCAGGCUUCGAAACAACGGGAACCACCAUGUCGAACACCGCCUACUUCUUAGCAACCCACCCUGAUGUCCAGGAAAAACUCGUACAAGAGCUUGAUAAAGCGCGCGAGAACCGGGGCGACAUGUCCUUGUACGAUCUGGCUCAAAAUACCGAGUACCUGGACAAAGUCCUUAACGAAGUCCUUCGUCUUUGCCCCCCCGGAUUUUCACUCGCGCGAAGAUGCGCCGAGGAAUGCACCAUUGAAGGUGUACACUUCCCUAAAAAUGUCGAUGUGAAUAUCCCCGUGUACGUCCUGCAUCGUGACCCUGAUCUUUGGGAAAACCCAGAAGAGUUCGACCCUGAGCAUUUCUCGCCCGAAGCCAAAGAGAAGCGCCACCCGUACUCGUUCAUGCCAUUCGGGGUGGGUCCUCGACAGUGCAUCGGAAUGAGGUUCGCCCUGCUGGAGAUCAAGAUGUGCCUGAUGGCGGUUCUGGAGAAGUUUGUGUUCGAGCGAGCCCCCGAGACGCAGAAGUGGGAUGGUGAGGCUGUGCUACUGCUGCGUCCCAAGGACAUGGUGCUUAGGAUAAGGAAACGAUAGACGUCGAACGGUAACAGGAUAAGGCCCCGUCAUCACCACCCAUGCUGGAGCCUCGCUUGCGUCACUAUAAAACAAAUGUUCAAGAAACCAACCUAGUCCCAGGCGAUCUGGUCUGGAUUUCUAUGCCGUGAGGCAAGAGGGGCUGGGGAGAGUGGUUCCCAGUGACGUCACAACUCCGGCUAAGAACGUUUGGGACUGGGCGUUGGCGCUGUUUUCACGGGGGGCAAAAAAAAAUGCGAAAUGUGCCAAUUUUCUGAAACAGCCUUGAGAAGGAAGUGAUGGGUCGCGCUUUUUCAUGUGUAGUCUCUUUUGUGUUUCUUGUGAUAUAAUUUAGGAACUCAUGUACGGCGUAUUUAGGUGGUUCAAUUAAGUAACGAAACUGUAUUUCUUGUUUUAGAAAUUAUUUUGCAUCAGUCUUACUUUUUACGGUCAAUUUGAUAUCCACUUUUAAAAACAUUUUUCAAUGUUUAUGCGAGGUUUCCGAGGAUGAGCUGUGCUUACUAAUACGUAAAAUAAGUACUGUAAUCAAUAUUUUUAUUUAGUUUUGUCUGUGCAAAGAAUAUGUACACUCGUAAAACGAUUCAUUAUUUCAUUUGUAGUUGAUAAGUGAUUUGUAGAUUUAAGAGAGAAUUAACUAGAACUUCAAGCUGCAAACGGCCAAAAAAAAUUAUCAAUAGCUAAGGUAUUCGUAGUUUAGUUAUUUGUAGCUAUGCUGAGUGACAAUAGAUAUAUAUCCCCAUCAUAUUGUGUAAAACGCUCAACACGUAGAGUUAUAAUAAAACAAAAAGUCCGAGGGCUA